AUGGGUGUUCAUGCGUUGUGGGAUAUUGUUGGUCCUACUGCAAAACCAGUGCGGCUGGAGUCGCUGAGUAAUAAACGCCUAGCUGUGGAUGCAUCGAUUUGGAUCUACCAAUUCCUGAAAGCUGUUAGGGAUAAGGAGGGAAAUGCCAUGAGAUAUUCUCAUAUCGUGGGAUUCUUCAGGCGGAUUUGCAAGCUGCUAUAUUUUGGAGUUAAACCGGUAUUUGUUUUUGAUGGUGGAGCUCCAGCCUUGAAGAGGCGAACAAUUCAACAGCGUAAAGAAAGACGUCAAGGCCGCCGAGAUAAUGCUGCAAAUACUGCGAAGAAACUCUUAGCUCGCCAAAUGCAAAAUGAGGGUUCUGGAACUUCUGCCACGACUAUUUCCCAGCCGCAUAUCCAUAAACUUAACGACGAAUAUGAUUUGCCGCAAAUCCAGGGGUUCAAGUAUGAUGAGAAAGACGCGAGAAUCAAUGCUGAUGAUUUCAAGUCUAUCAUGGAAAGUAUCGAUGAGUUAGAUGGUGUCGAUCUUGACUCUGUGAAUCCGGCCUCCAAAGAUUUCGACGAACUGCCGAAAUCUACUCAGUACAUGAUUUUAUCGGCCUUGAGAUUAAAGUCGAGGUUGAGAAUGGGAUAUUCUAAAGAACAGCUAGAGAACAUCUUCCCCGACAGCAUGGAUUUCUCGAAAUUUCAAAUUGAUAUGGUCAAGAGGCGUAAUUUCUUUACUCAAAAGCUUAUGAAUGCCACCGAUACUCAUGAUGGCGGCGCCUCCAAAUCGGAAAAUGAACCUCACAAGAGAAUAGCAGGACAGCGCGGUAAGAAAUAUGAACUUGUACGAACUGAAGAUGGCUGGGCGUUGAGCUUAACAGGAGCCGACGGCUCUGAAAUUAGCAAAGCUAUUGUUGUUGAUGAAAGUCCUCAGAAGUCGAAACUGCAACAAUACGGCAGCAAAGCUGAUGACGAAGAAGACGAAGAUAUAGACUGGGAAGACGUAGACGUUGAAAAAAAGGACAAAGACGAGAAACUGGAUUAUUCGGUCAAAGCUUCUUUACUUCCCGUAAUGGCAACAACAAAGAAGUCUGGAGGAGGGCAAUCUUUCUUAGAUAAAAGACAAGCGGAUUCGGAGUCAGGUAAGGCACAUGAAGUUCUAUAUAUUCCAGAUGAAGUAGUUUGGGAGAAAGAAAUUCCGAACCGCGAGUAUUCCGAGGAGAACGAUGAUGAUGAUGACUACGCAGAUUUGACUAAAGAUAUUCAAAUAAUGAACAGUGUUGUGAACUCUAAAAGAGCUAGUAAACAACAUACUGCGGAUGCGAAGGAUUCUAACAAUGAUACUCAUGAUGUGGAUGGCGAACAAAAGAGAAAUUCAAUAACGACGCUCGAGAAUAUGAGCUCGCCGACUCAACAGGUUGAAGAGACUGAAAAAUACCGAGAGAAAAUCAAUGGUGAUCUUCAAGAGCCUAUGGCGGCUACGAUCUAUCAGCCUGCUAGAGUACCCACAGAGUCCGAACAAAAUCUACAGUUUGUUUUAGAACAAAUACCCCAGGAAGAUGAAAACACAAUAGUCAGCUCUAUCGAAGAGCAUAAUACGAACGAAGAGGCCUCUACCGAAAACCCCAAGCCACCAACACCAGAGUGGUUCAGGCCUUCUGGGCCUUCCGAUUUCAACCCCCACCUUGGAACUUCCUUUCUUGCGAGCAACAACAAUGACGCCGAGGCGGCGCUUACUGAAGAUGAGAAAUUAGGACUGCUCUCAGGACCAAGAGCUGCUGAGAUUAUUGCACAAAGAAUUGAUGAAGAAGAAGAACGUAGUAGUUCAAAUGAACAAGAUUUGAUGGAGAUUCUUCCUGACGAAAGCUCAGCAGUCAGACCGCCUUCAGAAGAACUAGAUGUUGGCAUACAAAGUCAGAGCACAAGACCGGUUCCUGUCAUAGAUUAUGACUUUUCGGAAGACGAGGAAGACGCCUUAGUUGAUCAAUUAAGAGAGGAGGAGCAAGAUUACGAUGUGUUUAAGACUUCUUUGAAUCCGUCAAGUGUUAAUACGACAUUUGCGGAUGAGGCUUUAGUUAACCAACAGAUGCGAGACAAGAGAGACUCUGAUGAGGUCACAGCGGCUAUGGUCACCGAGGUUCAAGAGCUUUUGACAAGGUUUGGGAUCCCUUAUUUGACAGCACCCAUGGAAGCGGAGGCUCAAUGUGCCGAGCUUCUUAUAUUACAACUAGUUGAUGGUAUUAUUACUGACGAUAGCGACAUUUUUCUAUUCGGCGGAGACAAGAUCUACAAGAAUAUGUUCCAGGAAAAGAACUAUGUCGAGUUUUAUUACAGUGACAUGAUACAGAAAGAACUGGGCUUAGAUAGAGAGAAGUUUAUUGAACUAGCACAGUUGUUGGGGAGUGAUUAUACGACAGGUGUCAAGAGCGUAGGCCCCGUUUCAGCUAUGGAAAUUCUAGCAGAAUUUGGGAAUUUGGCCCAGUUUCGGGAUUGGUACAAUGCAGGGCAGUUUGACAAGCAAACUCAACAAAAUGAGUCGCCCUUUGAAAAGAAACUGCGUAAAAAGCUAACCACAAAUGAAGUAAUGCUGGGAUCUGAGUUUCCUAGCGAUAUAGUAAGAGAAGGCUAUAUCCGUCCAGAAGUAGACCACGACACCACCAAAUUUACAUGGGGAGUACCCGAUCUAGAUAAACUUCGGACAUUUUUCUCAACAACUGUUGGAUGGCCGCAGGAGAAGACGGAUGAAGUCAUGAUUCCUCUGAUAAGAGAAGUCAAUAGCCGCAAGAAAACCGGUAUUCAAAAUACUUUGACCAAUUUCUUCCCCUCUGAGUACAUCAAGGCAGGAAAAGAUCUCAAGUUGGGAAAAAGAAUUAAAAAUGCUAGUGGUAAGCUUAAAUUAAAGAAGCAGCGCACCAAAUGA
Molecule: messenger RNA, 2901 nt
Organism: Lachancea nothofagi CBS 11611
Lineage: Eukaryota; Fungi; Ascomycota; Saccharomycetes; Saccharomycetales; Saccharomycetaceae
Source: the annotation of a GenBank genome assembly